This is a messenger RNA of Amborella trichopoda, 516 nucleotides long. RefSeq lists its product as uncharacterized. NCBI's taxonomy places the organism in Eukaryota, Viridiplantae, Streptophyta, Magnoliopsida, Amborellales, Amborellaceae. The record is from RefSeq and is a predicted model, not a curated record.
AUGGCGGCGUUUGACGAGAAGUACUUCCCAAAUUCAGUCAGGGAAAGGAAAAAAGUAGCGUUUAUCGAAAUCCAAGAAGGGGGCAUGACUGUGGAACAGUAUGCCGCCAAGUUUGUAGAGCUCUCUAGGUACAUGCCCCACAUUAUAAACACCGAGACACGAAAGGAAGCUAAAUUUGAGAGGGGCCUAUGGCUGGAUAUCAGGGGUAGAGUAAUGUCGGCCAACCUAAAGUCAUACGCCCCAUUGGUAGACCUCGCUCUGAAGAUUGAGAGAGACUGUGAGGACCACAGAUCAAGGAAGGAAGGAAGGAUGAAGGCAGUGCCAUCGAGAAGGUUUGGGAAGAAGCCCCUGCAAUUCCCAAGGAGAGAUGUUACAGGGAAGCCAUAUCAGCUUAACCAGAGGACCCAGAAGAAUCUCCUAGGCAAUAUGGAUAGUGAUCGCUGCCUUGCUUGUACUCAUUGUGGGAAGGAUAACCACACUACCACUGAAUGCUACAGAAAAGGAAUGUGUGCCUAA